Molecule: messenger RNA, 3156 nt
Organism: Apus apus (common swift)
Lineage: Eukaryota; Metazoa; Chordata; Aves; Apodiformes; Apodidae
Gene: PLEKHH3
Product: pleckstrin homology, MyTH4 and FERM domain containing H3
Exons: 12
Coding region: 101-2536 (811 amino acids)
Biological process (GO): signal transduction
Cellular component (GO): cytoskeleton
Source: RefSeq, a predicted model, not a curated record
GGCGGCGGCGGGGCCGGUCCCGGCGGCGGCGGCGGCCGGUGCGCGGCGCGGGCGGGCGCGGGCCGGUCCCGUCCCGGUGACGUCCGGUGGCGGCGGGGCGAUGCCGUUCCCGGGCGGGCUGUGGUGGCUGCUGUGCUGCCGGCAGGGCUUCACGCUGCUGCGGCGGGACUACGGCGAGGCGGACCGGGAGGCGGACGGCGAGGCCGAGGAGGAGGAGGCGUCCUUCGAGCUUCGCGCCCAGGGAGACCAGGGGUCCCUGGAGGUGAGCUUGAGCCAGCCCACCCGCAGCAGCAGCGGCUCGGAGCGGUCCCUGCUCGUCGCAGAAGAGAUGCGCAGCCUCAUCGUGGAGAAGGGCCCAGGGCCAGUGGAGGAUGACCCUGACACUCUCAUGAAAGGCUGGCUGCAGCGGGAGGUGCGGGGCGGCAUGAAGACCCCUUGGAUCCGGCCUCGGAAGUACUGGUUUGUGCUGACGUCCGACUCCCUGGACUACUACAGCAGCAACGAAAAGGGGGCCCGGCGGCUGGGCUCCCUGGUGCUCACCAGCCUCUGCUCUGUUCUCUGGCCAGACAAGCAGACAUACAAGGAGACAGGCUACUGGAGCGUGACGGUGUUUGGCAGGAAGCACUGCUACCGCCUGUACACGCAACACCUGAAUGAGGCCGUGCGCUGGGUCUGCGCUGUGCAGAAGGUCAUCAGCAGCAAAGUGCCCAUCCAGACGCCCACCCAGCUGCUCAUGCGCGACAUCGAGGAGCACUGUGGCAACCCCGAGGUCCUGGAGCAGAUCUACCACUGCAACCCCAUCCUGCGCUACACCAGCAGCCCCCUCUAUGCUCCCCUGCUGCCCUUCCCCUACGGCAGCCUGGACCAAAGUGCCCCCGGCCCCCACAGCUAUACCACGCUGCGUGAUGAGGCCGUGAAGCUCUUCAACUCGCUGCAGCAGCUGGAGUUGGAGCGGGACCCGGUGCCGCUGAUGCAGGGCGUCCUACAGACCUGCCUGGACCUGCCGCCGCUGGUGGACGAGAUCUACUGCCAGCUGGUUAAGCAGACCACGGAGCCGCCAGUGCCGGGCGGGCAGGGCGACCUGCACUACUGGCAGCUGCUCACGUGCAUGAGCUGCACCUUCCUGCCCUCCCCGCCUGUCCUGCGCUUCCUGCACUUCCACCUGGACAGGACAGAGAGCCGGUUCCCUGCCUCGGAGAUGGCCAAAUACGCCUGCUUCAUCCGGGAGGCGCUGGGGAAGACAAAGGGGCGGGAGUGCGUGCCCUCCCUGGAGGAGAUCCUCGUGCUGAUGCGGCGGCAGGAAAUGAUCUGCACUGUGCACUGCCCAGGAGCACCUGCCUGCAGCGUGGCCAUCAGCUCCCACACCACGGCUGAGGAGGUGGCCAGGGAGCUGGUGUCACGCCUGGGGCUGUCCCAGAGUCCCAACCUCUUCGCGCUCUAUGAGCAGUCCCGGCGGCGGGAGCAGCCUGUGGGCAGCACCACGCUGCUGGCCGACGUCCUCACCAGGUUUGAAAACCUGGCUGGGGAGGAGCAGGACCCGCCCUGCCGUCUCUGCUUCAAGCACUACGGCUUCCUGGACAUGGACAACGUUCCCCGUGACAGCCUGGAGUUCGCCCUCCUCUUUGAGCAGGCACACGAGAUGGUGCUGCGGGGCUAUGUGCCCACGUCGGAGGAGACGUUGCAGACACUGGCCGCCCUACGCCUGCAGAGCAUCAACAGUGACUUCUCGGCCCGGGGGCCCUUCCCGCGCCUGGAGGAGCUCUUCCCCCCUCACGUGCUGCACGCCCGCCUGCCAGCCCCCCGCCACUGGCCCCCCAAGUGCCGGGGGGCCCGGCUGCGCGCGGGACUGCUGGCCGGCGGGCUCUGGGGGCAAGCGCUGGCCAAGCAGCGGGCGGAGCGGGACCAGCGCCUGCGGGGCCGCCUGCGGGAGGAGGGGGCCAGCACCAUGGCUGCCAUCCUGGAGAAGUGGAAGCUGCUGCAGGGCAUGGGCCGGCCUGAGGCCAUGGCUGCCUACCUGGCUCUGGUGCGGGAGUGGCCUGGCUUUGGAUCCACACUCUUCGAUGUGGACCUGCAGGCGGUGAGGCCCCGGUGGGGCAGGGGUGGGGGGCAGGGGUGGGGGGCAGGCCUGACACCCCUCUCCCCACAGAGUCCGGUGGGGGCUGGCCCGCAGCGGUUGUGGCUUGGCAUUGGAGCCAAGGCUGUCUCGCUCUACAAGCCGGGGGAGCCCGAGCCCUUGGACAGCUUCUGUUACGGCCGCAUCUCCUCCUUUGGUGCCUCUGACAGCAGCACCUUCCGCCUUUCUGUGGAGGACCGGGACCUGCUCUUUGAGACCUCCCAGGUGGACGAGAUCGCCCAGCUCCUCCACACUUACCUUGCCUCUGCAGGUGUCCAGCAGCCACCUCAGCCCCAGGAGCCACCCACCAGCCCCCUGGAGCCACCCACCAGCCCCCUGCCCCCCACCGCGCUGCCCCAGGGGCUCUGCCCCAUGGCCGGGCCCUGGCAGCACCGGCCACCGCUGGGCUCCUUCCACAGCUAGCCUGGUGGCCACACAGGGUGCUCCCGUUGGAGGGCGCAGGGAGGGUGACCGGCCGCUCCCUGCAGGGGGGACAGGGGCUUGUGCUCCCUGUGCUGCUGUUGCCUUUCUUGUUAUUUCCUUAAUUUAUUUCGAGACGCCCGCACCCCCCACGUCUCCCAGCACUUUCCCUGGUGGGCAGCAGGGCUGCCAUGCUGCAGCCCCUGCGCUGCCCCCAGGCCUGUCCCUGUCCCUUGUACCCUGGUGCCUUUGCCUCCAGCACUCAUGCUGCCUGGCAGCUCUGCCUGUGCCCAGCCCCUGCUGUCUGGGGGCUGUGCCCAGCGCAGGGGGAGCUGGCAGCUGUGCUGUGCCAUCGUCUGUCUGUCCGUCCAACCCAUCCUCCUGGAAAGCUGCGGGCGGCUUUUGGCCGAGCUGCCCCAGGGACCGGUGGGCUCCUAGUGGCCGGUCCCUGCUGCUUUGCGGUGGCCCCGUGGCCGGGCUUGUGGUGCAGGGGUGGCCGGUGGGGUGGCAGCUGGUACGGCUGGGGCUCGGCCCCUCAAUGUUGCCUCUGUAAAGUUUGUCGGUUCUGUCUUGGGGCGGGGGGGAGUCGAUUGUUUGUUUUUCUAAAUAAAUGCACAAAUGAA